GGGGGCGGAGCGGCCGCCCAGCACCAUCGAGAGCGGAGCGGAAGCGGAAGGGCGAGGGGCGAUGCGGCGGGUGAGGUGGCAGCGGCGCAGCGCGGACGGGACGGGCCCGCUGCUGUCUCCCGCGCCCUCGGCCCGGAGCCCCGGCCCGCCCCCGGCGCUGCCGCCGGCCUGCGGGUGAGAGAGCCCCGCUCGCCAUGUCCCCCGGGAGCUCGGUCCGGCCGUAGCCGCCGCGAUGCGCUUGGGCGCGGUGCUGGGCGCGCUGCGGCCCGCUCUGCCGCUCCUGCUCGGGCUGUCCCUCGGCUGCAGCCUGAGCCUCCUGCGUGCCUCCUGGAGCCACGGCGCGGCCGAGGAGCGAUGCCUGGCACCGGGCCGACCUGCGCCGCCCGCCCGCGGGGCUCCGCCCGAGGCAGCGGAGGGGGGGCCGGGCCCGGGCCACGAGGACUUCAGGCCCCGCAUUGUGCCGUACUACAGAGACCCCAACAAGCCUUACAAAAAAGUGCUCAGCUCUUUGUCAUAUAGGUAUGUCCUUCCUUUACAGAACUCGCUAUAUCCAGACAGAAUUGGGAUUCCAUGAGAGACUGUUUGUGGCUGUGCUGACCUCCAAGGCCACCAUGAACACGUUGGCAGUGGCAGUGAACAAGACGGUGGCCCACCACUUCCCACGCCUGCUGUACUUCACGGGGCUGCGCAGUGCCAAGGUGCCCCAUGGAAUGGUGCUGGUGGCCCACGGAGACGAGCGGCCCAUUUGGCUCAUGUACGAGACCAUGAACUAUAUCCAUCAGCAUUUUGGUUCUGACUAUGACUGGUUCUACAUCAUGCAAGAUGACACCUAUGCCCAGGCUGAGCAGGUCAAGGCUCUGGUGACGCACCUGAGCAUUAACCAGGAUGUGUACCUGGGGCGAGCGGAGGAGUUCAUCGGGGGGGAUGAGCAGGCCCGCUACUGUCAUGGGGGCUUUGGCUACCUGCUCUCCCGUAGCCUGCUGCUGAAGCUCCACCCACACCUGGACAGCUGUCGCAAUGAGAUACUCAGUGUGCGGCCAGAUGAGUGGCUGGGCCGUUGCAUCAUUGAUUUCCUUGGCAUCACUUGCGUUUCCCAGCUCCAGGGCCAGCAUUAUCACACCUAUGAACUGGCCAAGAAUACUGAGCCAGAGAAGGAGGAAGAAGAGGAGUUCCAAGCAGCUCUUGCAGUGCACCCUGUUUCCGACAUGACCCUGAUGUACCGGCUGCACAAGCAGUUCAGCAGGAUCCAGCUGGACAGAGCCUACCGGGAGAUACAGGACCUCCAGAUGCAGAUCAGGAACUUGACAGCACUGACCCCUGCAGGCGAGGCAGGCGUGACCUGGCCUGUGGGAAUAAACGCCCCGUUCCUUCCAAAGUCCCGCUUUGAGGUGAUCAACUGGGACUACUUCACUGAGCAGCACCUCUUCUCCUGUCCUGACGGCUCCCCAAAGUGUGAGCUAUCUGGAGCCAGCAAAGCAGAUGUUGGUGAGAUCAUUGAGUCGGCGCUGGAGCAGCUGAACCGUCGGUACCAGCCCCUGCUCCGCUUCAGCAAGAGGCAGCUGCUCAACGGCUACCGGCGCUUUGACCCCACGCGGGGCAUGGAGUACACACUGGACCUGCUGCUGGAGGCUGUCACCCAGAAGGGCCACAGUCACGUUCUGGCUAAGCGAGUGAGCUUGGUGCGACCCUUAAGUAAGGUGGAAAUUAUUCCCAUGCCAUAUGUGACAGAGGCCACACGGGUGCAGCUGGUGCUUCCCUUGACAGUGCAGGACCUGGAUUAUGUGGCAAACUUCCUGGAUAUGUUUGCUAUGAACACACUGGACACGCAUGAUAAUGCCUUGCUGACUUUGCUUUUUGUCUACCAUCCCUACGAUGCCCAGAGAGUCGGUCAGGUGGAUGUUUUUGCUGGAGUCAAAGCCAUGGUAGGAGAGCUGGAGAAACGCUAUGCAGAAGUUAAAAUCCCAUGGAUUAGUGUUAAAACAGAGGUGCCAUCACAAGUGAAGCUCAUGGAUAUAGUCUCAAAGAAGCACCCUGUGGAUACACUGUUCUUCUUGGCCAGUGUCUGGACAGAAAUCAACAUGGAGUUCCUGAACCGCUGUCGCAUGAAUACCAUCAGCAACUGGCAGGUCUUUUUUCCUGUGCAUUUCCAGGAGUUCAACCCUGCGCUGGUGUACCGUGGUGAGCAGACAGCUUCCUCCAGCACUGACUUCCUGAGGGAUGGGCAUUUUGACAGACAUUCCUUUGCUGAGGCCUGCUUUUAUAAUUCUGACUAUAUGACAGCACGUACCAAGCUCGCAGCCGAUAUCCUGGACCGAGAUGAGGUGCUGGAGAGCAUGGAGGUAUUUGAUGUCUUCCUCCACUAUUCUGGUCUGCACCUGUUUAGGGCUGUGGAGCCAGGGCUGGUGCAGAAGUACACCCUGAGGAGCUGCAACCCCCGGCUCAGUGAGGAGCUGUACCACCGCUGUGUGCUCAGCAACUUGGAAGGACUCGCGUCCCGCUCACAUUUGGCCAUGGCCCUCUUUGAGCAGGAACAGGCCAACAGCACUUGAGAGAUGGAAACAUCAAGAGCUUCUUAGCACCUUAACACUUGGCACUUUCCAUCCCCUUUCCAGCCUUGCCAUGGGUGAAGGGCAUGUGAGGUCAAGGGAGGAGGAAGACUUUCUGGGCCCCACUCUGAGGCACACGGGCUAUGGAGAGAGGCUGUUUCUGUGGAGGGGGUUUGGUUUGUUUGUUUUGGGUUUUUUUAAUAAAUUUAAUUUUCUUUCCAGGCA
Messenger RNA from Pseudopipra pipra, 2771 nucleotides. It is a transcript of the gene CHPF2, whose product is annotated as chondroitin polymerizing factor 2. The record is from RefSeq and is a predicted model, not a curated record. The coding region runs from base 522 to 2549 and encodes 675 amino acids. Gene Ontology annotation, cellular component: Golgi cisterna membrane. Gene Ontology annotation, molecular function: glucuronosyl-N-acetylgalactosaminyl-proteoglycan 4-beta-N-acetylgalactosaminyltransferase activity. The transcript is spliced from 4 exons. Lineage: Eukaryota; Metazoa; Chordata; Aves; Passeriformes; Pipridae.